AUGACCUCGCUUCCACGACUGGUCCCUAGGGCGAGAAACUUUGUUGUGAUACUACAAAAGGGUUUCUCAUCAUCGCCAGCUUCAUUUUCCGGUCACAACAGGUGGAGCAAAAUAUCCCAUCAUAAAGAUGCAGAAGACGUGAAGAAAUCGAAACUGUUCUCAAAAGCUGCACACGAAAUAGCCACAGCGGUCAAGACUGGUGGAUCGGUCGAUCCAAAUGUCAAUCUAGCUCUUGCAGUUGCAUUGCGACGAGCGAAAGUCAACGGAGUGCCAAAGGACAACAUAAGUGCCGCAUUAUCUCGAGUACAUCCUUCACGACAGAGUGCUACUCAACUCGUUGUCUACGAGGCAUUGGGUCCCGCCCAGACCGCUCUAAUCAUAGAAUGCGAAACCGACAACACAAAUAGGACCAUCAAGAAUAUACAAAAGACCCUACGAGAUCAUGGUUCGCGCAUUGCACCAGUGCGAUUUAUGUUCUCGAGAGUCGGGAGGAUAGUGGUCAAACCUCGAGAUGGGGCUCAAGUCCAAGACGUCUGGGACGCUGCGAUAGAAGCUGGAGCAGAGGACGUCAAUACCAACCCUGAUGAAAGUACGCGUGAAGUAGAGGUUCUGACGAGUGCAACGGAAUUGAACUCGGUUUCGAACGUCCUAUCUUCACCGCCUCACGCUCAUAACAUUGUUGCCAUGGAGUUAGCUUACCUUCCCAGUACUGAGCCGCAGGAAGAGGGUCAGAUACCAGAAGAUGAUGCUGCUUUAUUGAAAAGAUUGACUGAUGCUUUAGAGGAUGAUCCUGAUUGUGUGCGUGUAUGGACGACAUAA
This is a messenger RNA of Cantharellus anzutake, 819 nucleotides long. Its product is annotated as transcriptional regulator TACO1-like protein. The coding region runs from base 1 to 819 and encodes 272 amino acids. The record is from RefSeq and is a predicted model, not a curated record. Gene Ontology annotation, cellular component: mitochondrion. The transcript has 8 exons. Lineage: Eukaryota; Fungi; Basidiomycota; Agaricomycetes; Cantharellales; Hydnaceae.